Molecule: messenger RNA, 10703 nt
Organism: Xyrauchen texanus (razorback sucker)
Lineage: Eukaryota; Metazoa; Chordata; Actinopteri; Cypriniformes; Catostomidae
Gene: scn8aa
Product: sodium channel, voltage gated, type VIII, alpha subunit a
Exons: 27
Coding region: 148-6018 (1956 amino acids)
Biological process (GO): neuronal action potential; membrane depolarization during action potential; sodium ion transmembrane transport
Cellular component (GO): plasma membrane; axon; voltage-gated sodium channel complex
Molecular function (GO): voltage-gated sodium channel activity
Source: RefSeq, a predicted model, not a curated record
AACAAUAUGGCGACAUCCGCAAUUUCUUACGAAUUUAUUCGACAUCUGCAGUCCAGGGAGGGAUUUUUGGAUACCCGCUAACGUGUUCAUAAACUGGCUGUCGUGGAGGGUACAUAACAGAAGAAGAAGUUGCUGCAGGAUGAAAAUAUGGCUGCAUCCCUUUUUGCACCACCAGGACCUGACAGCUUCAAAUACUUUACCAGGGAAUCUCUGUGUGAAAUUGAGAAGCGCAUUACCGAGGAGAAAGCCAAGCCACCACCUAAGCCAGACAGCAGUUACCGCGACGAUGAUGAUGAGAACAAGCCCAAGCCCAACAGUGACCUGGAGGUGGGUAAGAGUCUGCCCUUCAUCUAUGGAGACAUCCCUCGUGGCAUGGUGGCAACGCCACUGGAGGACUUGGAUCCUUUCUACAUGAAUAAGAAAACAUUUAUAGUGCUAAAUAGAGGGAAAACAAUCUUCCGCUUUAGUGCCACACCUGCCUUGUACAUGAUAAGCCCUUUUAAUCUUGCUAGGCGAAUAGCUAUUAAAAUUUUGAUACAUUCAGUAUUCAGCAUGUUCAUUAUGUGUACAAUUUUGACCAACUGUGUGUUCAUGACGUUUAGUAACCCUCCCGAGUGGUCCAAACAAGUAGAGUACACCUUCACUGGAAUUUAUACACUUGAAUCAGCUGUAAAAAUCAUUGCCCGUGGAUUCUGUAUAGAUAGCUUCACAUUCCUUAGAGAUCCAUGGAACUGGCUGGAUUUCAUGGUCAUCUCAAUGGCAUAUGUAACUGAGUUUGUGGACCUGGGGAAUGUAUCAGCGUUGAGAACAUUCAGAGUUCUCCGAGCAUUGAAAACUAUCUCUGUCAUUCCAGGUCUGAAGACCAUUGUUGGUGCUUUGAUCCAGUCGGUGAAGAAGCUGUCAGAUGUGAUGAUCCUUACAGUGUUCUGCCUCAGUGUCUUUGCCCUCAUUGGUCUGCAGCUCUUCAUGGGAAAUCUGCGACACAAGUGUGUCAUCUGGCCCAUCAACAUGACAGAAAUGUACCACGGCAAUGGCAGCCAUGCCUUCAAAUGGGAGGAGUACAUCAUGAAUGAGACCAAUUUCUACUUCCUACCUGGUGCAUUGGAUGCUCUUUUAUGUGGAAACAGCUCUGAUUCAGGUCGCUGUCCUGAAGGCUACACAUGCAUGAAGGCUGGUCGCAAUCCAAACUAUGACUACACCAGCUUUGACAGCUUUGGCUGGGCUUUCCUGGCUCUCUUCCGUCUCAUGACGCAGGACUUUUGGGAGAACUUGUACCAGCUGACCCUACGAGCAGCAGGGAAGACCUACAUGAUUUUCUUUGUGUUGGUGAUAUUUGUCGGCUCGUUUUACCUUGUGAAUCUGAUCCUGGCUGUGGUGGCCAUGGCAUAUGAGGAGCAGAACCAGGCCACUAUAGAAGAGGCGGAGCAAAAGGAGGUGAAGUUUAAAGCCAUGCUGGAACAGCUGAAGAAACAUCAGGAGGAGAUGCAGGCUAAUGCCAUGGCGACAUCAGCAGGUACAGCGUCUGAAGAUGCGGUGGAGGAUGAUGGUGAAGAAGGAGGGAACUUGUCCUGCAGCUCCUCUGAGAUGUCUAAACUCAGUUCCAAGAGUGCUAAAGAGCGACGCAACCGCAAGAAGAAGUGGCGACAGAAAGAGCAGGAUAAGGAAAAAGGGGACAGCGAGAAGUUUGUUAAAUCUGAAUCAGAUGAUGGAAGCAGAAGGAGCAGAUUCCACUUCCCUGACAACCGGUUAGGGCGUAAGGGCUCUAUUAUGAACCAGUCUCUGCUUAGUAUCCCUGGCUCACCAUUCCUUUCGAGGCGUAACAGCAAGAGCAGCCUCUUCAGCCGCUGUAAGGACGGAGGCUCAGAGAACGAGUUUGCGGAUGAUGAACACAGCACAGUUGAAGAGUAUGAUGAGCGGCGCGAUUCAUUCUUAAGCCCGCAGCGUCGCAGCAGCUACACGGGCUACUAUGGCAAGCACAACUGCACUGUGGAUUGCAAUGGAGUGGUUUCUCUCAUCGGGCCGGGGCCUGGUGGACGCCUACUGCCUGAGGUGAUAAUAGAUAAGGCAGCUACUGACGAAAGCCCAGCCACUGAUAUUGAGGUUAAGAAGAAACUCUCAGGAUCUCUAAUGGUUUCUGUGGAGCAGCUAAACACAUCAUUUGGGCGCAAGGAGCGAGCCAACAGUGUCAUGAGUGCUCUAACCAACACAUUAGUUGAGGAACUGGAAGAGUCUCAAAGGAAGUGUCCACCAUGCUGGUACAAGUUUGCCAACACCUUUCUUAUCUGGGAGUGCAGCCCUACAUGGAUAAAGAUUAAGGAGAUUGUGAACCUGAUUGUGAUGGACCCUUUUGUGGAUUUGGCUAUCACCAUUUGUAUUGUGCUCAAUACUCUCUUCAUGGCCAUGGAGCAUUAUCCUAUGACUGAGCAAUUUGAACAUGUGCUUAGUGUUGGAAACCUGGUGUUUACUGGUAUUUUUACUGCUGAAAUGUUUGCCAAACUGGUUGCAAUGGACCCUUACUACUACUUCCAGGAGGGCUGGAACAUCUUUGAUGGCUUCAUUGUGAGCUUGAGUUUGAUGGAGUUGGGAUUGGCUGAUGUGGAAGGUCUCUCUGUGCUGAGAUCAUUCAGAUUGCUAAGAGUGUUUAAGCUGGCCAAGUCAUGGCCUACCCUCAACAUGCUGAUAAAGAUCAUUGGAAAUUCAGUAGGAGCUCUGGGAAACCUGACGCUGGUGUUGGCCAUCAUCGUCUUCAUUUUUGCAGUGGUGGGCAUGCAACUGUUUGGGAAGAGCUACAAGGACUGUGUGUGUAAGAUCUCUAAGGAUUGUGAGCUGCCCCGCUGGCACAUGAACGACUUCUUUCACUCUUUCCUAAUCGUGUUCCGGGUGCUAUGUGGAGAAUGGAUUGAGACCAUGUGGGACUGUAUGGAGGUGGCUGGACAAACCAUGUGUCUCAUUGUUUUUAUGAUGGUCAUGGUCAUUGGAAACUUGGUGGUCUUGAAUCUAUUCCUUGCCUUGCUGCUGAGCUCAUUCAGCGCAGACAACCUGGCAGCUUCCGAUGAUGAUGGUGAGAUGAACAACCUGCAGAUCUCAGUGAUCCGCAUUAAGAAGGGAAUUGCCUGGGUGAAGGCCAAAGUUCGGGAACUGGUAAACAUCAUCCUCAGAAGGCAGGUCACAGACGAGGCUAAGCCAUUAGACGAAAUGUACGACCGUAAGCUGAACUGCAUUGCUAAUCACAUGGGUGUAGACAUCAGCCGUGACCUGGACUAUCAGAAAAAUGGCAACGGAACCACAAGUGGUAUUGGCAGUAGCGUGGGCAAGUACAUGAUUGACGAUGACCACAUGUCCUUCAUACACAACCCCAACCUGACUGUAUGUGUGCCCAUUGCCGUGGGCGAGUCGGACUUUGAGAAUCUCAACACAGAAGAUUUCAGCAGCGAGUCUGAGGCAGAGGGAAGCAAAGAAUUGGAUGAAAUUAGCUCAUCGGAAGGCAGCACCAUAGAUAUUAAACCAGAGGUAGAGGAAGCAGUGGUUGUGGAGGCAGUAGAAGAAUAUGUUGACCCAGAAGCUUGCUGGACUGAUGCUUGUGUGGCCCGUUACAAGUGUUGCGAUGUGCCCAUCACGGAGGGUUGGGGAAAGAACUGGUGGUUCCUCCGGAAGACUUGCUAUCUCAUUGUGGAGCACAACUGGUUUGAAACCCUCAUCAUCUUUAUGAUCCUCCUCAGUAGUGGAGCAUUGGCCUUUGAGGAUGUGUACAUUGAACAGAGGAAGACUAUCCGUGUCAUCCUGGAGUAUGCUGAUAAGGUGUUCACCUACAUCUUCAUACUGGAGAUGUUGUUAAAGUGGGUGGCCUAUGGUUUUGUCAAGUACUUUACCAAUGCUUGGUGCUGGCUGGACUUCUUCAUUGUUGACGUGUCUAUAGUCAGCCUUAUAGCUAAUGCGCUUGGCUACUCCGAUCUAGGGCCCAUUAAAUCACUCAGGACACUAAGGGCCCUGAGACCCCUCAGAGCAUUGUCACGUUUUGAAGGGAUGAGGGUUGUAGUCAACGCCUUGGUGGGUGCCAUCCCUUCCAUUAUGAAUGUGUUGCUGGUUUGCCUCAUCUUUUGGCUGAUUUUCAGUAUUAUGGGCGUCAACCUGUUUGCGGGCAAGUAUUACUACUGCUUCAACGCGACCUCUGAGCAAUACUUCCUACCCGAAGAGGUCAACAACAAAUCACAGUGCUUGGAAUUGAAAGAACAGAACUUCACUGAGGUGCGCUGGAAGAAUGUCAAAAUUAACUUUGACAAUGUUGGCGCUGGUUACUUGGCUCUACUUCAAGUGGCAACCUUCAAGGGAUGGAUGGACAUCAUGUAUGCAGCAGUUGACUCACGAAAGGUGGAAGACCAACCCAAAUAUGAGGACAACAUCUACAUGUAUAUCUACUUUGUCAUAUUCAUUAUAUUUGGCUCCUUCUUCACCCUCAACCUCUUCAUUGGUGUCAUCAUUGAUAACUUCAACCAGCAGAAGAAAAAGUUUGGAGGUCAGGACAUCUUUAUGACAGAGGAACAGAAGAAGUACUACAAUGCUAUGAAGAAGCUUGGCUCCAAGAAACCUCAGAAACCCAUACCUAGACCCCAGAACAAGCUCCAGGGGAUGGUGUUUGACUUUGUUACACAGCAGGUCUUUGAUAUUUCUAUCAUGAUCCUCAUCUGUUUGAACAUGGUCACCAUGAUGGUUGAGACAGAUGAUCAGUCACUGGAGACUGAAAACAUCCUCUACUGGAUCAACUUCAUCUUCAUUGUGUCCUUCACUUCUGAGUUUGUCCUUAAGCUCUUCGCUCUGCGUCAUUAUUACUUUACCAAUGGCUGGAAUAUCUUUGACUGUGUUGUGGUUAUUCUUUCUAUCGUGGGUAUGUUCCUGGCAGACUUGAUUGAGAAGUACUUUGUGUCACCAACAUUGUUCAGGGUAAUCCGGCUAGCUCGAAUUGGACGCAUCUUGCGUCUGAUCAAAGGGGCAAAGGGCAUUCGUACUUUAUUGUUUGCCCUGAUGAUGUCGCUGCCUGCCCUUUUUAAUAUUGGCCUUCUACUUUUCUUAGUCAUGUUCAUCUUUUCUAUCUUUGGCAUGUCAAAUUUUGCCUAUGUAAAGCGGGAGGCUGGCAUAGAUGACAUGUACAAUUUUGAAACAUUUGGAAAUAGUAUGAUCUGCCUGUUCAUGAUAACCACCUCGGCGGGGUGGGAUGGUCUUCUGGCUCCUAUUCUUAACUAUGAUCCAGACUGCGACCCAAAUAAGGAGAAUCCAGGUACAACAGUGAAAGGUGACUGCGGAAACCCUUCGGUGGGCAUCUUCUUUUUUGUCAUGUACAUCAUUGUGUCUUUCCUCAUUGUGGUUAACAUGUAUAUUGCCAUCAUUCUGGAGAACUUCAGUGUUGCCACAGAAGAGAGUUCUGACCCACUAUGUGAGGAUGACUUUGAAUCCUUCUAUGAGAUUUGGGAGAAGUUUGAUCCCACUGCAUCCCAGUUUAUCACUUUCGCCAAGCUGGGUGACUUUGCCGACACUCUGGAGCACCCGCUGCGCGUUCCCAAGCCCAACACUAAAGAGCUAAUCGCCAUGGACCUGCCCAUGGUGAGCGGCGACCGCAUUCACUGCCUAGACAUCUUGUUUGCCUUCACCAAACGUGUGCUGGGUGAUAGUGGCGACCUGGACAUGAUGCGGCAACAGAUGGAGGAGCGCUUCAUUGCUGCCAAUCCUUCCAAAGUGUCUUUUGAGCCAAUUACCACUACUCUGCGCCGUAAGCAGGAGCAUAUGUCUGCCGCAGUCAUCCAGCGUGCUUACCGUGCCCAUCUUAUUCGACAAGGCUUCAUUUGCAAGCGGUUGCUCAGCAGCAGGCUGGAGAAUGGUGGGACCAAUCAGGACAAGAAGGAGGGCACGCCUUCUACUGCCUCUUUGCCAUCCUAUGAUAGCGUGACCAAUCCUGAGAAAGAGAAGUUAGAGGAGAGUGAAGGCAAGGGCAAAAAACAAAAAGAUGUCAAGGAAUCCAAGUGUUAGGAAUGAUGGUGUAGUAAGAUAGAACUAAGUCGACACUGAAACUUUUAUUCUAACAAGUGUAUAGAAAAAAAUAAUUUGCAACAAAAUGCAGAAAAUCUUCAGAAAAAAAGUUGUUUACAGACAACAAAACCGUUGUUCAAAGAUGCACCAGAAGCAACUUGAUUUUUACCAAUUUAAUGAUGACCAAACCAACCUAUGAGCUUACUGUGCAACAUGUGUUCAGUAACCAAGAUUUUACUAUUCUAACUGCAGCUGACAAGGCAUAUAAAAUGAGACACUAAAUUGUGACCUAAGGCAGACACCUGCCAAAUGUGUAAAAAGAGACGUUAAAGCUCAUAAGGAUUCCUUUGCACCACCAUGUGUGGAGUUCACAUUCCUCCUCUACGGAUAUCCCUUUUAAACACUACACUGCCGAAAUCCAAUGGAAACCUCAUGAGAAAUCUUUCUCAUCAAAGGAGGAUUCUGGAAUGUUUUGUUUUAACCAUAGGAGAACCAGUAAUAACAAUGUUAACUCAAUCAUUUGGCAUGUCUGCAGGAAAAAAAAAAAACACAAAACAUUAUGCAAGGGUUUUUAGUUGUUUGUGGUGAAUAUAUCUUCCCCUUAUUUGACCCAAAAAAGAGUAAGUAAAAAAAAAUUCAGCCCAUGCCAUUCAUCUUGUCAUCAUCUCUUUGUUAUACUUGCAGAAAAAAUACAUUUUAUACAUGGGCUUUCAGAUUGAUGUUGGGUUGGGGGAUUAUCAGAGUUUUGACUUGGGCUGAAAGGGACUUACUCAAAUAGAGUUCCAGAUAAAUAAAUAAUAAAGUGCUUGUUCAAUGCAUAGAGAUGACUUGCAUGGUGGCAUGUUUUGAUCAUGAGUCAUGCAUGUAAAUCAUAGUCCAUUUGGCACUGCUACUCAAACCACAUAAUUGUAUUGGCCAUACAUUGGAUACUGUCCACUAGUAAUUAAAUUAAAUAGAAAUAGCUGGGAAAUGAUCGGUCAAUUGUAACAUAUUUAACUACUGGCUAUGACAAGGAUAUUUGUACUUACCCCUCAUAACACUUGCUUCCUGAUUAACCAAUUCUCACACCAUGCGUUGUGAGUAUUUUAAGGUGGUACAAUGUGGCAAAUGUAAAGAGCCGAGACACAUUUGUAUACCCAUUGAGGUGUUUCACUGCCAGAUGGAGGAAAGGUUGUAAUGUUUGGAAUGAUGAGCUAAUUUGAAGAAAGAUUACACUGAAAUCAAAUCUUGGGUUCAUAAACCUUGAUUUGUUACUGUGCACCAGCAAUACAAAAUGAUUCAACUACCCCUUAAUAUGCAGCUGAGGUUCCAGUAGGUUCUUAAAUAUGUCUUCAGAAGGUACAGCUACAAUGCCAUUUAAAUCCUUACAAGGCUUUCAGUCUGUCGGGACCAGACCUCAAUGAUAGGCAAUGCAAUCUUUUUGGAAAUAGUUGUCUUCAUGUUCAUACAUACUCAUGUUUACCAUAAAGGGUUUGCCAGUUUUGUUAGCAUCUUGUUUUGUUUGUUUCCCUAUUGAAUGAUCAAGUGAUGUUUAGAGUACUUGGUAAAGACCAGAAAAGAGCUUGGAUACAGCAUAUACUCUGGCCUUAUUCAGAAGAAAAGUUUUGGAUUGAAGUGAUGAGUACUUGUGUGGUCCCUUAGCAUGAUGUUUAUCUCAGUGAGAAAUGAUGAUGAUUUUCACCUAUACUGGAAUUUGACAUGAUUUGUUUUUUUUCUUGUACUACACAGGGCAACACUAAAUUGCAACCUCUUGAGCAAACUGCCAUCCCUUCUUGCUAUGGGUGCAAAAGAAAUUGAUUAGAUUUACAGUAUUUCUUUUCUUGAGAGCAUUUCCAGUAUUGAUUACUUUCUCACUCUGUAAGGAUGAAUACAUAUUCAAGUGUGGGAUAGCCAAGUAUCUGUGCAUAGGGUGUUAAUGUGGACCACAGACAACAUGAUACAGUGCUCAUUUCAAACUUCUGGCAAAUGUACACCACCAGAGCCAGUGUUUUCUGAGUGUGCUGGAGCGAGCACAUGACCAGUUUACAAACCCACUCCCUGUACUUCUCAGACCUAUCUGUAGGUCUGCUUACUGCCUAGGGUCUCCAAACCAGUGUGUGUGCUGUGAACCAUAUGAAACCCAGUGAAACACUUAGACUACCAUGUAGUUUUCCUCCAAACCCCAUUUUAGAUUAGAUGUAAAGGGGGAACAUUUUUAAGAUCUCUCUCACUCACUGUACGACAAUUUAAUCUAUAAUUUAAUGUAUAGAAGGGGGCUAUGAUGUACAUGGCACAAUUAAUGAAAAGUUAAGCAUUAACUUUUUGAGGAAAACUAUAAGCAUUGUAAUAUAUUAUUUAUUUUGGCAUGAUUUGUUGUGGGUUUUGUAAAUACAGAAUUUUAAAGAUUUACUGCUAUUAAUCUAAUAAUAAAUUAUAACAAUGAUAUAGAAUGGCUUCCAGCUGUCCAAGACUUCCCUUGUCACAUAUCAUGUUUUUUUUUCUAACAUUUUUCACUUUUAGUAAAGUAAAUUGAAUGAUAUACUGUAUCAAUGAUGCUCUAUUAGACAGUAUAUAUAUUUUAUACAUAUACAUAAACACACACAGGUGGCCAAGUUUGGAAUAAUGUACAGAUUUUGCUCUCAUGGAAAGAAAAUUGUACUUUUAUUCACCAAAGUGGCAUUCAACUGAUCACAAUCUAUAGUCAGGACAUUAAUAAUGUUUAAAAUUACUUAAACUACUUCAAAGAGUUCUCAUAAAAACAUCCUCCGUGUGAAGCUGUCAGUUUGUCCAGAUACUCAGGUGACAUUUCACCCCACAUUUCCUGUAGCACUUGCCAUAGAUGUGGCUGUCUUGUCAUGCACCUUACAGUCUAGCUGAUCCCACAAAAGCUCAAUGGGGUUCAGAUCAUAACACUCUUUUCCAAUUAUCUGUUGUCCAAUGUCUGUGUUUCUUUGCCCACUCUAACUUUUUUCUGUUUAAAAAGUAUCUUUUUCUUUGCAAUUCUUCCUAUAAGGCCUGCACCCCUGAGUCUUCUCUUUACUGUUGUACAUGAAACUGGUGUUGAGCAGGUAGAAUUCAAUGAAGCUGUCAGCUGAGGACAUCUGAGGCAUCUAUUUCUCAAACUAGAGACUCUGAUGUACUUAUCCUCUUGUUUAGUUGUACAUUUGGCCUUCCACCUCUCUUUCUGUCCUUGUUAGAGUCAGUUGUCCUUUAUCUUUGAAGACUGUAGUGUACACCUUUGAAUGAAAUCUUCCAAAUGUUUUUUUGGCAUUUUCAAGCAUCGUAUAGCCUUCAUUCCUCAAAACAAUGACUGACUGAUGAGUUUCUAGAGAAAUAUGUUUCUUUUUUUUUGUUGCCAUUUUUGACAUAAUAUUGACCUUAAGACAUGCCAGUCUAUUGCAUACUGUGGCAACUCAAAAACAAACAUAAAGACAAGCAUUUAGCAUGAUUACUCAAGGAUAAGGUGUUGGAGUGUUGGCUGCUGUAAAUGGGGUCUGUCUAGAUUUGAUCAAAAAUGUAUUGUUCCAAAUAGUGAUGGUGCUGUUUUUUUACAUCAGUAAUGUCUUGACUAUACUUUGUGAUCAGUUAAAUGCCAUUUUGGUGAUUUAAAGAACCAAUUUCUUUCCAAAACAGAAUAAUCUGUACAUUAAUCCAAACUUUUGGCCGCCAGUGUAUGUGUGUGUGUGUGUGUGUAUGUGUAUAUAUAUAUAUAUAAAAGGAUAUACAAAUGAGCACUGUAACAUUUAAUUUAUAUGCAACAUGUCCAGUGGAUGUCAAAAAAUGUAUGUUAUCAGUGCUGCUUUGAUAUUUUAACCUGAUACUGUAUGAUGAGAGGGUUAUGCUCAAGCACACCUCUGUAUUCUUUGUUUUUAUUGACACUCAUACAAUAACAUUUACACAAAAAUGCACACGAAUGCUCAGUCCUGCCUAUGGACAUUUUUUAGUCACCCACCCCAGCCUGAAAUUCAAAAAACAGUCACAGAGUUGGUCAUGUAUUCUACUCUAAACGCCUCUCCAAACACUUCAGUGACGAAACUCGUGGGCCUGAACAACAGUUUUGUAUCCAUUUCUUAUACGGAUUUUAUGUGUUUCAGUGGUCUGUUUUUUACUAGUUCUACUUCACUAAUUGUUGUGUGCCUUUUUUCUGCAUUUUCUCUAUGUUCCUACAUUUUCUAAAUUGCAUUUUAUGGCAAUUUUGGAGGAUGUGCCAUAUUUAACAUUUCGUUUAUGGAGGGGAAAGAGAGGAGAAAAAAUGGAGCACAAUGCAAAUCAGGGACGAUAGUCUGAACCAGGCAUCUUGUUUACUGCCUGAGGAGUACUGAAAACAAACCAAGAAUCAAGCCCACUUCUUCUAGAUUUGAUGUUACAAAAUCUUCUGAUGUUCUGUUUUCUGUACUUUGUGCAUCAACCACUUGGCUUGUAAAAAGAAUAGCUUGCCUUCAGACUUUUGUGUUCUUUUCAUCUUUGAAACUCACUUUUGUAUCAAUAUUCAGUUACUGGACUUCCAUUUUUAGCAUGACUAAAAUGCUUUUCCAUUUUGCUGAAAAGAUUUCAAAAGUGCUUUUCAAACUGUUGUUUUGUUUAAAUGUGUUGUAGGAGAACAUAUAAUUGUGUGUAUGGCACAACCACUGGAACUCUUAGUAAGAACAUAUAAAAGAUUGUCUUCAUUUGAGCACGAAACAUUUUAUUAACAAUAAAGCAGCCUA